Molecule: messenger RNA, 624 nt
Organism: Haliotis rufescens (red abalone)
Lineage: Eukaryota; Metazoa; Mollusca; Gastropoda; Lepetellida; Haliotidae
Product: salivary glue protein Sgs-3-like
Exons: 3
Coding region: 1-624 (207 amino acids)
Cellular component (GO): keratin filament
Source: RefSeq, a predicted model, not a curated record
AUGCGGCAGACCAACGUGCGACAGACCAACGUACAGCAGACCAACCUACAACAGACCAACACACGACAGACCAACAUGCGACAGACCAACGUACCAACGUACAACAGACCAACGUGUGACAGACCAACGUGUGACAGACCAACGUACAGCAGACCAACGUACAACAGACCAACAUUUGACAUACAAACAUACGACAGACCAACGUGUGACAGACCAACGUACAGCAGACCAACGUACAACAGACCAACAUUUGACAUACAAACCUACGACAGACCAACGUGUGACAGACCAACGUGUGACAGACCAACGUACGACAGACCAACAUACGACAGACCAACAUACAGCAGACCAACGUGUGACAGACCAACGUGUGACAGACCAAUGUACGACAGACCAACGUGUGACAGACCAACAUACGACAGACCAACGUACAGCAGACCAACGUGUGACAGACCAACGUACAACAGACCAACGUACAACAGACCAACCCUAGCGGUGGAGGGCAGACAGCGGGCAGGAGGAAUUUUCAUCACCGGGGAGAUCACGGAGGAGAUCGGUCAUCAGCUGACGGUGCCCACACGAUACAACAUGCUUAAGCCCUACUCAGUGUUUCAGCUGAACUGA